AUGCAUCACACUGUAUGAAGAAAAGGUUUAAAAGUUUUUAUAAAAAAUUGUAUCAGUUUGACUUGUAUGCUGUGCUUUAUAAAAAUUGUUUUGAGUGUUUAAUUGUGGCUAUAAGACAUCUAAGUAAAUUACGUACAUCAAAAAUAUAAAUAAUAUAUCAAUUUACAUCGUAUGAUAUUAGAAUUCAUUAGAUUUGAAUAUUAUAGUUUCUUCAUCUAAAUUUAACUAUUUUGUUAUAUAAAUUAAAGAAUGAGAAUAUUCUUAAGGAAUAGAAUUACAUCUAACAUAUGCUUCAUUUAGAUAAGCUAUGGUUUUUUAGAAAAAUUCUAUUGUUGACUUCCAAUAAUGUAAAUUAUUAUAAGAAUGCACUGAUUUCGAUUUUCAUUUAAAAAAUUCUAUUAUUAUAUUAAGUUAAAAAAAUUCUUUCAUUUUUUUAAUAUGGAUUAUUUAGUUUAAAAAUUAAAUUUUUAUGUAUACACAUAAAUUAAGAAUCCAUUUGUAAAUUAAUUAUAGAAGUGGGUCCAUACAAACAUUUAUGAAUUAAUGAAAAAUAUUUUCGUAAGUCAAUAUUAUAUAUAUAUAUAUAUAUUUACCCAUUUACUUAUGAUUCAUAAUUUUUUUAUACAUUUAAUCAUCACAUAUAAUGACACAAUUCAAAUGGGCAGAUCUGUAUAGAAAGAUAAGUGCAAUUGUAUAUUUUUACAAAGUUUACAAGUGAUAAUUCCAUAAAAAAAUAUUAAUUUUUAAAAUGGUUGUUAACUGUGCAAUUCUAAAUCAAAUAAAUCAUUUAUACAGUUCUGCUAAUUUUAUACACAAUGUGUGAUUAAUAUAGAAUACUUGUGUGGGAUACAUUACAAUUAGUUCUAAGUGUGUCAUAGAUUUGUAACACUUUUUUCAAUUUUAAAAUUUUGAAAAAAAUGAUGAUUCAAUAUUUCUAAAAAUUUGAAAAAAGUUUAAAAAGGUAAAAUUUACUAAAAUGUUUUAGAUAUUACAUGAAUAAAUUUCGGAAUAUUUUGAAAUGUACUACAAAGAUGUUACAUAUCUAAACACUAAAAGCAUUCCAUAAUUAGGUUAAGAAGUUUAAUUAAUAGAAAUAAGAAUUGUAAGAAACAAUAGAUUAUUUUCUGUUAUUGUACUUAGGCUACAGAAAUGUAUGCAAAAUUCUAGUUGACAUUAAAGAAACAAUAAACAAUAAAAAUUAUCAUGUAUGUACUGUGUCUGUUUUUUAAUCAUAUAUAUAUAUAAUUUUUUUUAACUUUUUUUUACUCCUAUAUGUCCCUAUUUUUUUACUGGUGCGACUAUAGUGUAUUAUAAUACUAUAAUGUAUUAUAUACAGAAAUUAUAAUAAAAUGUAAUAUUUAUAAAUUUACAAUUAAUACUUAAAAAUUAUUAAAAAAUACAUACAUUAAAUAUACAUAGCAGAAACAUUUAUUUUCACUGCGUUAUUGCAUAUUUAAUUGUUAUCAAAUAUAAAUAUGUAAAUAAAUACUAAAUAUAAUAUAAAUGCGAAUAAGUAAAUUCAGCAAAAUUUACAUAUCUUUAUAUUUAACUUAUCGAAUUCAUUUAUUUUGUGAACAUUCGAGCUAUUUAUUGUAGAAUUGAAUUUAAUUCUUAUACACAGUUUUCAAAUUUCAUUAAAAAAAUAUUAAUAUAUAUUAUUCCGCUUAUACUUUCAAUUUUUAUUAGAUUAUUUUUUAAUAUUUUUGUAACAUAUUUAAUUAUUAAUUUUACCGUCAUCUUCGGGCAAUUGACUAAUUUAAUCAGAUAACAUAUAAAGUUAUUGAUCAAAUUCGAAAGGUGGACAGGCAUGCGCGUUUUUCUUGUAAAUGGCAAGAGGAUGAUGUUUUACAAAAAUUUGCAAGUGCUUUUCCAUUUUUUUACGGUCUUGUUAUACGUGUCCGGUGAAACAUCAAUGAGGAAAAAUGAAAAACACAUCAGCCUCAGAAACAAUUAUCAGAUGUGCCUCGACGCUUUUAAGAUCCACGAAGAUAAAAUUAUUCGAACGCAGGAGUCCCUAGACAUGGGUGCUAAGUAUUUAAAGGAAUUUGAUGUUAAUUCUAGAGAAGAAUGUUUGAAAUUCUGCUGUGAUACAGAAAGUUGUGACGUGUUUAUUUUCGAAGAAAAGAAACCUGGAAGUUGUUACCUUUUUCAAUGUGGCCCGUUGCAUGAUUUCAAAUGUAAAUUCACAAGUCAUGCUAAUUAUAGUAGUGCAGUACGUAGUAACUACAAUACACAUAGCAAUUCACAAUUGGAGAAGGAAAGUAGGAUUUCUCAACAAGAGCAUGAAUUGAAAUCUCUUAGAAAAUUGGUGGAACCAGCACCAGUAGAAUAUUCUUUCACAGAAUCUCCCAUGAAAUUAAUUGUGACACUGGCACCAAAAUUACCAUUAACAACAUCUCCACCUAUUAAACAAGUUUGCACUAGGAAUCAAUAUGAAUGUCGUUCAUCUGGAGAUUGUAUAGCAGUAUAUAAUGUAUGUGAUGGUAUACCACAGUGUGCUGAUGGAUCUGAUGAAGCAGCAGAUGCAUGUCCUACAGAAAAACCAACAGUUUUUCCUUCUGUGAUUCAAGGAGCUCAACCACCUCUAUCACCAUAUCAACAGAUGAUUGAUCGACAUAAACCUUAUGCUCCACUGUAUCCUCAUAUUCCAGAAAUUAAUUCUUGGAAACUGCCUAGUUUAGCUCAACAAAUGAUUCCACCUCACCUCCUGUAUCCAGCUCGACAAAUGGAAGGUGCUCCAGGAUAUCAAUGGGAUUAUCAACCCAUGUAUGAUCAAAAUAAAGGCAUUUACAAUUCUUAUCGCGAGCAGGGCAAUUUAAAUCCUUCUGAACUGGUACAUAUUUAGAUGUAAAACACCCUUACACAUCGUAUUUUCUAUCAUCGAACAGAGGCCUAUGGCCUAACAAUCAAGUUUAUCCAUCUUCAUCUCCAUCUCCAAUAUCGAAUGUACAACAAAAGCAAAUAAUUGAAAUAGAAAAGAAUGUUAUCACAACAACACCUCCUUGUGAUACUUCACACGAACAAAAAGAUGUUCCAUUAAAAAGUCAAGAAAUUGGAAAAAUCGGUCAGCAAAGGGACGAACGUACACACGAAAAAGAAAUUAGUCAGAAUAAACAAAAUGCACUAAAAAAUGAAACUCUGAAAUUUAAUCAUGUUCAAGCAAAGGAAGCGAAAGAACAUAAAAGUGUAAUAGUUAUAAAACAUCAUAGUAGAGAGCACGGAAGAAAUACAAUUGCAGAGCAUUUGAAACAAGCAAAUGAAAAUGAAGUUUUAAAGCCUAGGGGAGCUGUCAUAUCGCUGGCUUUAGGACUCACAAUAACAGCUAUUACAGCUACAUUAAUUGCUUGCCGAUUGCGAGUUGUUCAAAGACGCGGAAGACGACACGGACCAUAUGCUCAUGAUGCAGAUUAUUUAGUAAAUGGAAUAAUGAGUUCUAAGAUAAAGCGUAAUACGAAAAUUUACUUUGAAAAGAUUUUAAUAGAUUUAACGAUGCAAGCGAACGCAAUAAUUCAUACAGCCUUGUUUAAGAAGAGAGAGAACUACCAGCUUAUAACAAAAUUAUAUUUAUAUAUAACUUUUACAACCAUACAAUGCAAAGGUACAUAUGAUUCUUGAUGAUAGAAUCAUUGUUUUCAAGAUUAUAGUAAUUAGCUAUUCCAAAAAAAAUUGUUACUAUGUCGUUUUUAUACCUUAAUUGUAUUAACAAAGAAGCUAGAUAUCAAAGUAUUUCUAAAAAGAAUUGUUCUCUUAUUUCAUAUUAACAUAUGUUUCUAGACAAAGGAUACAUGUAGCACGUACAUUUACAAUUAGAUUAAUCUAUACUAUUGGAUACAGUGGAAAUAUAUAAAAAUUGUUACAUCAUUACAAUUGUAUUAUAUAUAAAACAUUUUCUGUACUUAAUUUUCUUUCUAAAUACUAUGAUAUUAUUGAUUUAACCAAACCCAACAACUUGUAUAAAAUAUUAACAAAAUAAUGGAAGCUUUAAAUACUUUAAAUGCUUUUCAUUAACAUUUCUUCUAUGUAACUAUUUUCAGUAAUACUAAAAUAUUAAGUUAACUAGAACUUUAAAAAAGUUUACUUAGAGAAAGGAAAUAGUUUUUAAAAUUUUUUUAUAUUUUAUGGAUAACUGAUCUCUUAAUAUAAUUUUCACUUAAAUAAAUAAUUAUAUUUUAUUUAAAAAAUCAAGUUUUAAUUACACGUAACGCUUUUCUCCAAUAUAUAUUUUAUCAAUUGUAUAUCUAAAAAAAUUAUUUUAGUACUAUUUUUUUCAGAUAUGAAUAUUAAAUAA
Messenger RNA from Heterotrigona itama, 4288 nucleotides. The record is from the annotation of a GenBank genome assembly. Lineage: Eukaryota; Metazoa; Arthropoda; Insecta; Hymenoptera; Apidae.